GCCAAAGGUUCACCACCACUGGCCUAGUGGGUCACUGGCCGAGGGGGAGGGGUUGACCUCCUCGAAUGCCAGAUGGGUCAGUCCAGCAAGGCUAAUAUUUCUCUGGCUGCUUCUAAGGGGCGGAUGGGAAUUGGAGCCCAUGAACAUCUGAAGCCCCAGAGUUGGACCCCCCUGUCCUAAGGCAACCUUGGGGAUCCUGGGCUCUGUUUCCAGAAAGUGGCCUCCUCGUCUGGGCAGACUCUGGGCAAGAUCAAGGCAGGCAGGCUGGGUGGGUGGGUGCCCUUUUGUGCUGGAGGCAGCAGCGGCUGUGCUUUGCCCGCUUCUUCCCCUGGCGGCUCUCCGGGGGCUGCCUGGGCUACCAAGUCCCUCUGGUUGCCUGCUGAUCAAGCUCUGGUAGGAAAGGAGGGGCAGCUGCAGCGGCUGCCAUGGGGUGCGGAGUUGUCAGCAGCAGGACCAGGGAGGGGGGCUCCCUUCUCACCCCCCCUUGAAAGCUGGGCUGCCCUUUGGGGUGGGGGGGGACAGAAAACCUGACUUAGAAUGACAUGUCUGCCCCGUGCGUCAUAAGCGUGUUAUAAAUGGUGUGUGUGCUGCUGCGGUAGACAUUCAAAAGACAUUCGUAAAAGGGAAUUGCAAACUCGCCAGCAUUUUAUAAACCAGUGGUUAUGAUUUAGUUUCAUUUAAAAGCACUGACACAAUUGCUGGUUGUGUCAAAGGCAGCUCCACGCGCAAGCGUUUGUGAGAUGGUCCUUGUUUGUUUAGUAGCCAUCUUUCUCUUCCCUUCCAGAACCGGAGGCAGCCUACAUUAUAGAUCCAACAUGGUUAGAAUGAAUAAAAGCACAAUUCAACAACUGUUAUAAGAACCCAGUAAGAAGUCCACCGUUUAAAAACUCCCAUUAGAGCUCCCAAUCAAAAAUUAAGUCAAUCUGGUGCAGGCUGAGCUCAACCGGUGUGUGUUUGGAUCUCUCUGCUCUACAGGGCGUGUCCCGCUGCCCCCCAAGUCGGGGGUCCAGUGCUGUGCAUCCCGUUGUCCUUUGCCGCCUGUCACCGCUGCCCUCGGCCGGUGCAAGAGCAGCCGCCUGAGUGGACCAGACCGCCUGAUCUGGGCUCCAAGUGUUCCUUCAAGAAACGGACGCUGUGCUUGAUGGUGUGCGAUAUGGACCGGUUUGCGGACUCUGGAACGCAGACGGAGGCGGUGGUGGUUUUGUCUCUGGCGCAAGCAGCAGUCCCACACUGGGGCCUGGUGGCUGAGAACGAGUGGUUUGGGGCCACUGCCAGCCCCGGAGGCUUUUUCCCAGGGUUUGCCAGUGAGCUGGAAGACCCGGCAGCGGCGGCUGUGGAGCCGGAGCAGGCAGGCGGGGACUGCCCCCAGGAGUGUGAGGGCCAAGGCCAGGCGGACCUUCCCGAGGAGGAGGGCGUGGAGGCAGAGGCGCCGUUCGGGAAGCACGCCCGGCGGAGGAAGCGGCCGCCCGUCAGACUACUGCCCAAAGUGAAGCAUGAGAACAGCGAGGCGGAACAGGACGAGCGGGGCUCCGGGUCGGCUGCCCCAAAUGGAGACGGAGAAGCGCAGCCUCCCAGCCCCCCCGCCUGCAUGGAGGAGCCCAACCCCGAGCAGGCUGUCCAGAGCAGUGCCACGAAAAUGAUAGACCUCAGCGCGUACAGCCGCAAGCCGCGGUGCCUCCGGAGCCUGCGACGGCCCUCGCACCAAGAGCUCUCCCCUGGGGAGCGCAAGGAGGGCCUUCCCAGCCCGCCCCUGCCCAGCGGCCCCGAGAGCAUGGAGGCCCUGCCUGGCGACUACGGCUUCCAGGCCCCCGUGCCAGCCUUGACCCACGCAGGGGAGCACGCGCUGGACGUGCCCCCGGAGCAGGACCAGGCCAAGCCGGGCUUUGCCUGGCAGGAGCCGCUGGACUUCGAGCCGGAGGCCCACGGGGAGCACAGCAAGAAGGCCCAGCUGGACCGGCUGGACAUCAACGUGCAGAUCGACGACUCGUACCUGGUGGAGAAGCGCUGGCAGUGCCGCCUGUGCGAGAAGUCGUACACCUCCAAGUACAACCUGGUGACGCACAUCCUGGGCCACAACGGGGUCAAGCCCCACUCCUGCCCCCACUGCAGCAAGCUGUUCAAGCAGCCCAGCCACCUGCAGACGCACCUGCUCACCCACCAGGGCACCCGGCCCCACAAGUGCCAGGUUUGCCACAAGGCCUUCACCCAGACCAGCCACCUGAAGCGCCACAUGCUCCUGCACUCGGACGUCAAGCCCUACAGCUGCCGCUUCUGUGGCCGCGGCUUCGCCUACCCCAGCGAGCUGAAGGCCCACGAGGGCAAGCACGAGAGCGGGCGCUGCCACGUCUGCGUGGAGUGCGGCCUGGACUUCUCCACCCUCCCGCAGCUCAAGCGCCACCUGGCCACCCACCAGGGGCCCACCCUCUACCCCUGCCCCGAGUGCAGCAAGGCCUUCCACUACCGCAGCCAGCUGCAGAACCACAUGCUCAAGCACCAGAACGUGCGGCCCUUCGUCUGCACCGAGUGCGGCAUGGAGUUCAGCCAGAUCCACCACCUGAAGCAGCACUCCCUGACCCACAAGGGCGUGAAGGAGUUCAAGUGCGACGUGUGUGGCCGAGAGUUCACGCUGCAGGCCAACAUGAAGCGGCACCUGCUGAUCCACACCAGCGUGCGCCCGUACCAGUGCCACAUCUGCUUCAAGACCUUCGUGCAGAAGCAGACGCUCAAGACCCACAUGAUUGUGCACUCGCCGGUCAAGCCCUUCAAGUGCAAGGUGUGUGGGAAAUCCUUCAACCGCAUGUACAACCUCCUGGGCCACAUGCACCUGCAUGCGGGCAGCAAGCCCUUCAAGUGCCCUUACUGCUCCAGCAAGUUCAACCUGAAGGGGAACCUCAGUCGCCACAUGAAGGUCAAGCACGGGGUGAUGGACGUCAGUCUGGACAGCCAAGACCCCAUGCUGGAGCUGACCACCGGUGACCACGCAGACCUGGAUGGGCCGCAGGAGAUGGAGGACUACGAGGACGAAGAGAACCCCUAUGAGUACGGCGUGGGAGGGAACCCCACCAACGAGUCAGCCUAUUACAGCAUGCUGUAGUGUGCUGGGGGGAGAGAGGUUAUGUGGAAGAGGGCCACCCUGCCCUCCGGUGGAGCCUCUGCUGAGCAGGGAGAGCUCCCGAGUGGCGGAGGGGGCACUGUCCCCCCCUCCCCGCUCCUGCUCUUCUGUUCUGCAAUGGACGUGGCCCCGGCUCAGGGCUGGGCAGGGGCUGGGAGGCAGCACUUCUCCAACCCACGAAGGGCCUCCGUCCCACUACCUCCCACAGCCUCUGGCAACAGUGCUACGUGUGGCUGGUCUAGGGAAGGCUGCGAGGCAGGCCAGAGCCGGCCAAAUGGGCUCCAGAGCUGCCAGGCCAGACCUGCCGCACUCCCUGACAAACUACCUCUGCCCCACACCAAAAAAAAUAUAUGUUUCAGGGCAGGGGGCUUGCCCCAAAGGCCAGUGGUGCAAGCCAGUACCCCACCACCUCACUUUGCUGACGCAGAGCGGACGGUCCCUCGUGUGCAUAGAUCUACUGUGUUUAUUUUCCUGUUCUGAAGAAAUUCAGCAAUAAAUGAGUAUUCUUUG
Sphaerodactylus townsendi is the source of this 3622-nucleotide messenger RNA. It is a transcript of the gene ZNF710, whose product is annotated as zinc finger protein 710. The record is from RefSeq and is a predicted model, not a curated record. The transcript has 5 exons. Bases 1142 to 3094 code for a protein of 650 amino acids. NCBI's taxonomy places the organism in Eukaryota, Metazoa, Chordata, Lepidosauria, Squamata, Sphaerodactylidae.